Molecule: messenger RNA, 793 nt
Organism: Peromyscus leucopus (white-footed mouse)
Lineage: Eukaryota; Metazoa; Chordata; Mammalia; Rodentia; Cricetidae
Gene: Ndufa8
Product: NADH:ubiquinone oxidoreductase subunit A8
Exons: 4
Coding region: 14-634 (206 amino acids)
Biological process (GO): mitochondrial electron transport, NADH to ubiquinone
Source: RefSeq, a predicted model, not a curated record
CCGCUGGGGACGCAUGCGCAAACGGUACGGGGCAGCCUCGGAGACCCAAAGGGGAAUUGAAGGAGACGGGCGACGCGGCCGAGGGCACCUGGUCAGGGUCGCGGCUGCCGCCGUCAUGCCGGGGAUAGUGGAGCUGCCCACUCUGGAAGAGCUGAAAGUGGAGGAGGUGAAGGUCAGCUCAGCCGUGCUUAAAGCUGCCGCCCACCACUAUGGGGCUCAGUGUGAUAAGGCCAAUAAGGAGUUCAUGCUGUGCCGCUGGGAGGAGAAGGACCCCAGGCGCUGUCUGCAGGAGGGCAAGCUGGUCAACAGCUGUGCGCUGGACUUCUUCAGGAAGAUAAAGCGUCACUGUGCAGAGCCUUUCACAGAGUACUGGACAUGCCUCGAUUAUUCCCACCUGCAGAUGUUUCGUCGCUGCCGCAAACAGCAGGCAAAAUUUGACCAGUGUGUGCUGGACAAUCUGGGCUGGGUGCGGCCUGACCUUGGGGAGCUGUCCAAGGUCACCAAAGUGAAAACAGAGCGCCCUUUACCAGAGAACCCUUACCACUCAAGAGAGAGGCCGGAGCCCAACCCUGUGAUAGAUGAGGAUCUGAAGCCUGCCAAACACGGCAGCCGGUUUUUUUUCUGGACCACGUAAGAUGGGUCCAGAGCCCACACGUGCCCAGAUGACAGCUGAUGAAAAUACCCAUGCCGCUCGCGUGUUCUUUCCUGGAUCACGGACGUUAACAAAAAAAUUAAUUUAUGUGACUUGGCAGUUAUUCUAUACAUUUCCUGUCCAUUAAAAUUUUAAAGGAAA